AUGUUUUGUAGGUUAGGUUAUCGUUCUGUUUUGUUAAUAUUUGAUGAAAAAUUAUAAAUUGAUAUACAUAGUUAUAUUUCUUUGUUUAAAAAUGGAGUUAAUGGAAUUCACAGAUACGAAAUGUACACCUGAUAUAAUUCAUACUUAUUCAUCUUCAUUAAAAAACAAUUCUGUACCGCUUGUAAUAGAUAAUGGAUCAUAUAUAUGUAGAGUAGGAUGGUCAGUAAACGAAUCUCCUUUGCUACAAUUUAGGAACCUAAUAGCCAAGCCACGAAAAGAGAGAUUGAAAAAAGAUACUAUAGAAGUUCCUCAAACACCACAAUUACAAAUAGGGAAUGAUAUUGUAAAUAUUGAAACCAUGAGAUUUCAACUAAAAACACAAUUUGAUAGAAACGUAGUGACACAUUUUGAAGCUCAAGAGCAUUUGUUUGAUUAUACUUUUACUCAUUUAGGUAUAGAUACAGAAAAUUGUGUUAAUCAUCCACUGAUUUUGACAGAGGCAUUUUUAAAUCCUAACAGUUCGAGACAAUUAAUGUCAGAGUUAUUAUUUGAAUGCUAUGGAAUUCCUGGUGUAUCGUAUGGGGUGGACUCUCUAUUUUCUUACCAUUAUGCCCAACCUAAGCCAUUAGAAAAUGCUUUGAUCGUUAGUUUGGGAUAUCAAACAUGUCAUGUUAUCCCUAUUAUUAAUAAUCAAACAGAUUUUGAAAAUACAAGAAGACUAAAUAUUGGUGGAUGGAGUAUUAUUACUUUUCUUCACAGAAUAUUACAACUUAAAUACCCAGCACAUGCAACUGCAAUUACUUUGAGUAGGGUUGAAGAACUACUUCAUACAAUAUGUGCAAUUGCUCCAGAUUAUAAGGAAGAAUUGAUGAGAUGGACCAAUAAUGAUUAUUAUGAACAGAAUAUCAAAAAAAUUCAGCUACCUUAUACCUCAGCAAGCAAUGCUUUAACUUUGGAACAACAGAAAGAACGCAAACGAGAACUAGCCAGACGCCUGACAGAGAUAAACGCUAGAAAACGGGAAGAACGAUUAGCCGAAGACCAAGAAAAAUUAAGACAACUCUUAGAAGUCCAAGAAAUUAUCGAUUUUGGUGCAGAAAAAGAUGAAGUUGAACAAAUCUUAACAGAAUUUGAACUAAAAAAUGUACAAGAAUUACAAAAAGCUAUUGGAAAUCUUAAUAUUAGAAUAGAAAAAACUAAACAAAAAAUAUUGGCUGCUAGUAAUAUUGAAGAAAUAGAAGAACCUCCUGUCAAACAAGCUAAAUAUUCGAAAAUGGUUUUCGAAAGUGAUUCAGCUCUACAUUCGUUUUUAGAUAAUGCUAAAAAGAUGAGACAAGAAAUUGUUACCCGAAAACUAGUUAGGAAGCAAAGAAAACAAGACAUUUUUAAAAGGAGAACAGCUGCUGGACAAGAAAGGAUGAGGAUAAUAUCACAAUUGGCCAGAAAAGAAAAGGGCAAUGAUGAUUUUGGUCUUAGAGAUGAAGAUUGGGAUAUUUACAAAACUAUCAGCAAAGAUGGUGGUGAUUCCGACAGCGAAACGGAAAAUGAAAAACUAAUGGAGUUAGAAGAAAUUUUAAGAAUACACGAUCCCUCACAAUUUGAAGAAGGUGUAAAUUUAGGUGAAAUGCACCAACUUCAUGUAGGUAUUGAGAUGUAUAGAGCUCCUGAACUUAUAUUUAAACCAUAUAUGUCUGGUUCAUCAGAAGCAGGACUGUCAGAAGUAAUAGGAUACGUUUUAUCUCUUUGCAAACCUGAAGAUCAACUAAAACUUGCCUCAAAUGUAAUAGUUACAGGAGGUUUAGCUAAUCUUCCUGGUUUGCGAGAGAGACUUCUAAAAGACUUAAUUUCUAUUAGACCUUUUAAGUCGGAGGUUAAUAUAUGUAUAAUGGAAAAUUGCAAUUUAACAUCUUGGUAUGGAGCUAGGGAGUUUACAAGAAAAGGUGAUUAUUCCAAAUAUUUGCUAACAAAGAAUGUUUAUGAGGAAUGUGGCCAUGAAUACUUCAAGGAACAUUUGGCUUCUAAUGUUUAUUACCCAACACCUAAAGAGAUUACAAUUGAUGUAGAUACUUAAAUUAUUAAAGUGUAGUAAUAUAUGUAUGUAGCUGUAAUGUUAAGAAUAAUUUUAAACCUUCACAUAAUAAAUUCAAAAUGUACUUUUAUAACUUCCUAUUUUGUUGAUUUUUUAUAAUAAU
This is a messenger RNA of Psylliodes chrysocephalus, 2192 nucleotides long. NCBI's taxonomy places the organism in Eukaryota, Metazoa, Arthropoda, Insecta, Coleoptera, Chrysomelidae. The record is from the annotation of a GenBank genome assembly.